Pseudomassariella vexata is the source of this 8247-nucleotide messenger RNA. RefSeq names its product putative polyketide synthase. Gene Ontology annotation, biological process: secondary metabolite biosynthetic process; fatty acid biosynthetic process. Lineage: Eukaryota; Fungi; Ascomycota; Sordariomycetes; Amphisphaeriales; Pseudomassariaceae. The transcript has 13 exons. The coding region runs from base 271 to 7839 and encodes 2522 amino acids. The record is from RefSeq and is a predicted model, not a curated record. Gene Ontology annotation, molecular function: oxidoreductase activity; fatty acid synthase activity; phosphopantetheine binding.
CUGUUACCAGACACGGGAAGAAAAGUUGGCUUAACUAAGAUUCAACGAUGCGGGGAUCAGUUUUCUUCCAUUGAUAAGUCACGUCAAGUCUCCGUCUGUUAGAAUUUCAUGGUGACCAUACACUGAGUGCCUGAAAAUCACUUCAUUGUUUCUUGAACUAUCUCGCUUUCCCUGUUGUCUUUUCAUCGCUUCGAAAAUCAUUCAGUGUGAUUCACUGCUCUCCAUUGAAAUACAUUCUCUCCAAGGCUUAGAAUACACCAUUCUAGCAUCAUGUCACCAGAAAAUUCACCGCAUGUAGACACACAUGCUCAUGAGACAAUUUUGACCACUGGCGAUGGCAGUCCUCCCGCAACAGAGAAUCACUAUCGAGAGGAUGAGGGGCGGUGCCUGUACGAACCCAUUGCCAUCGUCGGCAUGGCAAUGAGGCUUCCGGGGCGUAUCCAUAACGGCGAAGAUUUGUGGAAUUUCUUGGUCAAUAAAGAAAGUGCGUUGUGUGACGUGCCCACGGAUCGGUUCAACAUAGAUGGAUUCUACAAUCCUUCCGGAAGCCCAGGUACAAUCCCUGUUAAACAAGGUUACUAUCUGGACGACGUGGAAUUACCUCAAUUUGACACUACUGUCUUCUCUAUGCCGAGGACGGAGCUAGAACGUCUCGACCCGUUACAGCGUCAGGUAUUGCAGGUUGCUCUCGAAUGUCUCGAAAAUUCAGGUGCCACCUCAUGGCGCGGUAGCAACAUGGGUUGCUAUAUUGGUCAAUUCGGAGAAGACUGGGCCGACCUAUUUGCUAGAGAGACGCAACACAGAGGAGGCUAUCGCUGUACUAGUCUUGGGGACUUUGCAGUGGCGAACAGGAUCUCAUACGAAUUUGAUUUGCAUGGUCCGAGCAUGACGGUCAAGACGGCGUGUUCAUCAUCACUGGUGUGUCUAGAUCUUGCUUGCAGAGCGAUCCAAAGUGGUCAAUGUGAUAGUGCUCUUGUGGGCGGGGCCAAUCUGAUCUUCUCGCCCACAACGUACCUAGCACUGAAUGAUCAAGGUGUCCUUUCACCUAAUGGACAAUGCAGGAGUUUUGAUGCCAGCGCCGAUGGUUACGCACGCGGUGAAGCAAUAAACAUGAUACUUGUCAAGAAACUAAGCCAUGCUCUUCGAGAUAAUGACACUGUUCGCGCUAUUAUACGCGGAACGGGCGUCAAUGCUGAUGGCAGAACCAAUGGGCUACUCACUCCAAGUCCUACUGCGCAAGCUACUCUGAUACGUCGUACGUAUGAAGCCGCGGGGAUCAAGGAUCCAUCACAGACAGCCAUCAUUGAAUGUCACGGGACCGGGACUCCUGUCGGUGACCCAAUCGAGACGGAAGCUAUUGGAAGGUGCUUCGGCGAUCAGGGAAUCGUGAUCACAUCGGUGAAACCAAAUCUAGGUCAUUCUGAAGCUGCUGCUGGGUUGACAAGUUUGAUUAAAUCCGUCCUCACUUUGGAACGCCGCAAGGUCUUGCCUAACAUAAAUUUCACCAAAGCAAACCCCAACAUUUCCUUCGACAGGUACAAAUUUCAUGUACCAACUGACGUCGAAGAUUGGCCCACGGGACGUGCAGAACGAAUCGGCGUCAAUUCAUUCGGCAUAGGGGGAGUUAACGCUCAUGUUAUCCUGGAGUCGUUUCGACAGUUUCAGAGCACAGCCAUCAACCCAUGCAACGAUCAGAAAUCGAGAAAUGGGGCGAUUCAUGACGAAGACCUGGCCAGCAUUGACAAUGUCUCCGGAAAACAAGUUCAAAACGCUAGUGGUGAGAUAACUGAGCACCAUAUGUCAGAAAGUCUUCUGCUAUUUUCAGCUUUCAGCAAGGAGUCACUCGCUGCGCAGAUUGAGGCAUAUCGUGAAUAUGUGGACAGUCAUGAUGUCGCACUUGGCGAUUUGGCCUACACAUUAGCGAACAAGCGCGAACACAAGCCUCUCAGAGCCUUCAUGGUAACGAACGGAACCCUAACGGAAGGUAUCUCUGAAACUCACUCUACAGAUCAAUCUCGGCCUCGUUUAGUUUGGGUCUUCACCGGCCAAGGAGCCCAAUGGCCAAGGAUGGGCGCAGACUUGAUGAAGUCCAAUACUGUAUUUCAGAGAACCAUCCGAAAGCUCGAUCGAUACUUGCAGACCUUGGAACAAUCACCACCCUGGACAAUUGAAAAUGAGAUCCUGAACGGCGAAGGUAGUCGCGUUUAUGGCGCCGAGUUGGGACAUCCGUUGUGUGUUGCAUUACAGAUUGCAUUGGUCGAUGUCCUACGGUCUUGGGGCAUUGAACCCGAUAUCACUCUAGGCCAUUCGUCAGGAGAGACAGCGGCUGCAUAUGCUUGUGGUGCAUUGACUGCAGAGGCUGCUAUAUUCACGGCAACACGUCGAGGAAUAAGCAACGUAUCUUCUGAGCGCCAGGGAUCUAUGGCUGCAGUCGGCCUAGGAUCAGAUGAAGUACGGGAGUAUUUGAUCUCAGGUGUUGACAUCGCUUGUGUAAACAGUCAGUCCAGCGUGACUUUAUCUGGGGACACGGAGGCUGUGAAACAAGUACUGGAUAAUAUCAAGGACCAGCGGCCAACAGCAUUCACCCGCAUGCUACGAGUCGAGAAGGCAUUCCACUCCCAUCAUAUGCGUGAAUAUGGACCAUCUUACGAGGAUCAAUUGAGACAAGUCCGCAGUGUCGAGCCAAACGUGGCUUUUUAUUCGUCUGUGACAGGAGAACGAAUCAGAGGUCGAGGUGAGCUAGAAGGACCAUAUUGGCGGGCCAAUAUGGAGUGCCCUGUUCUCUUCGAUACGGCUUUGCGUUCUGCACUUCGUGAUGAAUCCAAUCCAGUUGUACUGCUUGAGAUUGGACCUCACCCUGCAUUAGCCGGACCAAUUGGUCAGAUUGUUAGAGACAUGAAUCGCUCAGAUGUUCAUAUCGGUACCCUUACUAGGGGCAAAAACAGUCGGGAGAGCAUUCUCCGUACCAUUGGCCGCCUACACCAGUACUCAGUACCCAUGGAUCUUUCUCUCAUUUGCUCACCAGGAGCAAUGAUACGGGACUUGCCAUCCUAUUCUUGGAAUCAGGACACGAUACAUUGGGAAGAGCCCCGCGUGUCGCAUGACUGGAGGUUCCGUGAACAUGCCCCGCAUGAGCUUCUUGGAAACAGAGUGACGGAAACGGCCAGCCAACCGACAUGGAGAAAGGUUCUCACCCUCGAGGACACACUAUGGUUGAACGGCCAUGUGGUAAACGGUCAAGUUGUGUUCCCUGCUACUGGAUACAUUGCCAUGAUUGGUGAAGCGAUACGGCAACUAUCUGGUCAAACAACAUACACAUUGAAAAACGUCCAAUUUACUUCAGCACGAGUCCUGGAGCUGGGAAAGGCAGUCGAGCUUGUCACCAGUUUAAAUCCUACCGUUUCAGAUACGUCUGAUAGCUCGGUCUGGUGGGAAUUCACUAUCACUUCCUUCGACGGGACAGACUGGGUGAGGAAUUGCUGCGGCGAGGCUACAGGAUUGCCUGAUAAGCCUCAGUGGCUUGACAGUAUUGGCUCUCAAAAUCUAACAUUCCCCCGGUUGGUGGAAGGCGAUAGUUGGUACGACGUUCUUAAACGAGUGGGAUUCAAUUACACGGGGCUGUUCCACGGGAUAAAGUCUAUAUCAGCCGCCACCACAUCUGCCGCAGCCAGGGCAACGAUCGCAACGCAAGUGCCGGGGUCAGGUGACAAUGAACAAACGACUUCAUCAUAUACCUUGCAUCCUGCAGUUCUCGACCAAUGCCUACAACUUUUCAUGGCGGCUGCGUCUGGCGGGCAACGAAGACGAUUGAAUUCCUUGGCCGUGCCAACCUUCAUCGAUGAGAUCGUCAUUUCUCCUUCCAGCCUCGACCUAGAAGCCACGGCAACAAUCACCAAUAUGAGCAAUGCUGGAUCCUGGAAAGGAGACCUUGUAGCAUAUGGCAACUCUACGCCCGUCCUCACGCUGAAGGGUUUGAAGACCACUAUUCUAACAAGGAACGUAACGGAAGAUGGUGUGCCACUUUUUACGCACGUCGAGUGGAGUCCGCAUAGCGACUUCGUGCGGCUUGUUGCUACCCAAGAGUCCCAGACUCCACGUUCGGUGGAGUGGCCCCUUCUAGAGGAGCUCACUACGCUGUGCAUCUUCGAUCACCUCGAGCAGAUCACGAUGCAUGAUAGCGGGGCGGAUCAUCUUCGCAAAUUCCUAGAUUGGAUGCGUCUCCAUGCAGAUGGCUAUCAAUCCGGAGCAAACAAGCUGAUUCCUACAGAGCUUGGUCUUCAUAGCCUGAAUCACAAUCAGAGAAUUGUCAGGAUCCAUGAAAUCAUGGCUCGUCUUUCAAGCUCGCCGCAUGCUGUCUUCUCAGCUGCAGUUUACAAUCUUUUUUCAGAAGCAUCCGCUAUUUUCGCUGGGACUAUGCAUGCCUUGCAUGUCCUUCGUAAGGAUGACAUCCUGAGCAAGCUCUACGAUGCAAUGUCAUUUGAUUGGACUGACGCGAUCCGACUUCUUGCCAACACCAAUCCCCGGCUACGUAUUCUGGAAAUCGGUGCAGGUACUGGUGGCACUACAGCCAAGGUGCUGAAAGCCCUUCAUUCUGAGUAUGGAGAGCGUCUCUACAGCCUCUACUCCUAUACUGACAUCUCCGCUGGUUUUAUGGCCGCGGCCAAAGAGAGAUUUGCCAAUGCUCAAGGUAUGGAGUACAGUGUGCUAGAUAUUUCGAGAGAUCCGGUCGAACAAGGGUUCUCGCCUGGUACUUACGACCUUAUAAUCGGAGCUAACGUUCUCCACGCAACCCCUUGCCUCAAUACUACUUUGCGCAAUGUGCACAGUCUGCUCAAUCCUAAUGGUCGACUAUUUUUGGAAGAGCUCUGUCCAGAUUCUAUGUUCAUGAAUUAUAUCAUGGGCUAUCUCCAAGGUUGGUGGCUGGGUGCGGACGACGGCCGUGUCAACGAGCCGUGGAUUUCGCCAGCUCGUUGGGCCCCAGAGCUCCACGCUGCUGGGUUCCAAGAACUAGAGUCUGUUGUCUUAGACUCUCCAAAGCCCUUCCACCUUAGUGCAGGCCUGAUUGUCUCGCCCGCGAAUCAAACUAGCAUUGUAAGGAAAAUGGCACUACUCUGCCACUCCCUUGAUGCACCUUACGUCACAGAAAUGCGGGAGCGCCUUGAGGGGUUGGACGUAAAUGUUUGCAUCUGCAUCUUCGGUCAGCCCUUGCCUGAUUGCGAUACAAUUGCUCUCUUGGAUCUUAAAGAACCAGUGUUACACAACAUGUCCGGAGACUCCUUUGAUAUCAUCAAGGAGUAUUUGAAAUCACAUAAGCAAAGGCUGUUCUGGGUUGGUCAAUCCUCUCAGAUCAAAUGCGAGGAUCCAAGAGCGGCCAUGGUGCUUGGACUUGCCAGAACAGCUCGCAACGAGUACUCUCGUGACUUCUUCACCAUUGAAGUGGAUAAUGCGACGAGUCCCUCUACUGUCACAGAAGCCGUAGCCAACAUUGUGCGAAGGCAUUCGAUUCGGCCGUCGAGUCUCAAUGCACUAGAUACGGACUAUGAAUACGCCAUAGUAGGCGGGGAAAUUCUCAUCCCCCGGUUUCAUUGGCAGACAGCCGCCUGUGCUAUCGCAGAGGCUAGCGAAGGAAAAGACCAUAAGGGUAUGCUCAAACGGCUUACAAUGACAUCUCCCGGUCUGCUACACACCAUGGAAUGGACAGAUGCGGCAAUCCAAAGCCCAGGAAAUGGUGAAAUCCUUGUUGAGGUCAAAGCAGUUGGACUCAAUUUUCGGGAUGUUGUUGUUGCGCUCGGUAUUGUUGAAGGCGAUCCGAGCGAAAUGGGCUUUGAAGCUAGUGGAAUCAUUCAAGCGAUGGGACCCGGAGUCGACCGCUUUUCUAUUGGCGACAGAGUCAUGUUUCUCAGUGAUGGCUGCUUCACGACACAUAUGACCUUGACAGAGUCUGUGUGUAUCAAGAUGGACGACGCCAUGAGUUUUAUCCAGGCAGCUGCGGUACCUUGUGUUUAUGCCACAGCUCUGAUGGCGUUAGUUGACGUCUCACGUCUGCAACGUGGCCAGUCCAUUCUGAUUCAUGCGGCUUGUGGUGGUGUCGGCUUAGCAGCACUCCAGAUAGCACAGAUGAUAGGUGCAGAUGUUUACUGCACAGUAGGCAGCGACAACAAACGUAGUCACCUGGUGGAUAAUUACGGCCUUGACCCGAGCCGAAUUUUUUCAUCCCGUGACUCAUCAUUUUUGACCUCAUUGAUGCACGCGACUGAGAAUCGCGGUGUUGACGUGGUUUUGAAUUCGCUGUCCGGCGAUCUUCUUCACGCAUCAUGGAGGUGUGUCGCAGAAUUCGGCAUGAUGGUUGAAAUCGGAAAGCGGGAUUUCCAAAGACGCGCGAAGCUAUCCAUGGAGACAUUCGAGGCGAACAGGACAUUUGUUGGCCUGGAUCUCCGUGGACUAUCCCAGUCACGCCCCAAAAAGGCAGCUGAGUUGCUGGAACGCUGUGCUGAGUUGAUUCGCUCAGGGACCCUUAGGGGCCCACUUGUCUCUGAGAUAUUUCCUGCUUCAGAACUCCAAACUGCUUACAGGACCAUGCAAGCGGCGAAGCAUAUUGGCAAGAUAGUCAUCGAGAUGCCUCUUGACCCGUUUUCACUAGCCAGAGCGCAUGGGUGUAAGCCAAGCAGCAAUUCGCUCUUGUCCAGCAUCGAUCCGGUCUUUCGGCCAGAUCGCAGUUAUCUGCUUGUUGGUGGUCUUGGUGGCUUGGGUCGAGCUAUUGCCACCUGGAUGGUUGAGCGCGGUGCUCGAAACCUGGUGUUCCUAUCUCGAUCUGCCAAUGAAACGCCUCGACUACAAUGCUUUCUGGAAGAUCUGCGAUCACAAGGUUGCGAGGUGGCUUUGGUUGCCGGAAGCGUCAGCUGCAGGACAGACGUUGACAUGGCCGUUGACACUGCCAACGCUAUCCACCCGUUGGCCGGCGUUCUCAACUUAUCCAUGGUUCUUCGUGACGUCGAACUUUCUGAUAUGCAUUUUGACGACUGGAACGCGGCUAUCGACCCCAAGGUGAAAGGCACCUGGAACUUGCACAACGCCACAUUGUCGUUGCCUCUGGAUUUCUUCCUCCUGUUCUCGUCUCAGAGCGGCUUGAUCGGCCUUUGGGGGCAGGCUAACUAUGCGGCAGCCAACACCUAUCUCGAUGCCUUCGUACAAUACCGACACCAGCAUGAUUUGGUGGCUUCUGUCAUUGACGUGGGCGUCAUGGGAGAUGUCGGCUACGUAGCAGACAGUGACGAUAUUAUGAACUCACUAGAACGAACUGGCAUGUACAUCCUGCGAGAACAGAACCUUCUCGAGGCCAUUUCUUUGGCGCUAGCACGAUCUCGGCCAUUUACAACAACUGUUGCCGAUAAGACCUCUCGAAACUUUGGACAAAUUGUGAUAGGGCUGAACACAACAGCACCUAUAUCAUCUCCUUCGACACGAGUUGCCUGGAAGCGCGACGUUCGCAUGAGCAUUUAUCACACACUGAGCCUGUCUGAAGAAACCAUUCCAAAUAUUACUUCACCAGGAAGCAUUCCUUUGAAGACACUUCUUGCUGCGGAGCUCUCUGAAGACGAACAGGUUGAGACCAUAGCCAACGCCCUCGCUCGAACAUUGGCAGAUUUUUUGAUCAAAGAUGAAGCAGAAAUGGCUACUGACCGUUCUCUCGAGUCCCUCGGUAUGGACUCGCUCGUUGCCAUGGAAAUGAGGAAUUGGAUUCAGCAGCAGGUUGGAAUCGAGAUCAGCACUCUGACAAUCAAUCAGAGCCCUUCGCUAAUCCAUCUAGCCAAACAUAUCAGUCAAGUAAUGAAAUCUUGACGUAGGGGAUGGAGACAGCUGUGUAUAUAUAUGGAUGGAUUACUAUCAUGGGAACUCUAAUGUCUGGCGCAUUUCAUGGCUCUGCAUCUCUUGGGGGAAGAAUUGAUUUCAUGAUCAGACUGCCAUUCCACCUGCAUUCCUGACCGAGGGCACGUAAUGCACAAUUCUCUUUAUUGAGACUCUGAUGCACCUGUCUAUUUGAGACAUCCGCGUAUAUGCCCUGUCACGUCAUAGCACCGCUCACAGACCCCAGAUCUUCGUCGUCUUACGUACCAGGAAGUGUAUUCGAGUCUAGAGAUCCUGCGGGGUAGAUCGGUUCGGUACAUGGGAUUUGAUCGUCCGCUGCUGCCUAAAUUCUCAAUAAAUUCUGUAUUUUACUCAAAGUCUACUGCAGCUCCUCAAAGUUAU